GAGCAUAGAGAAAGAAACGUUCACAGUUUAGCAGUGUCAGACUGUCAGUGUCACGAAGUAUAUGCAAAUGAGAGCUUUGGUUCUGGGUGGUCCUCUUUUGUAGUUUAGGGUACGAUUAGCUUCCACUAAGUAAUUCUACUGAAUAUUCGAUAAAUAUUGUUUUUAUUAAUUAAUAUAUUUCAUUUUAAUCAAAAAAAAAGUAGUAGAUAUGGCCCACUACAAAGGAGCAGCUUCAGAAGCUGGUAGAGCCAUGCACUUAAUGAAGAAACGAGAAAAAGCACAGCAAGAAAUAGAAUUCCGAAAGAAGAAAAUAGAAGAGGAUCUCAAGAUAGACAAUAUCGAAAACAAGUUCGCCACACAUUAUGAUGCAGUUGAACAACAACUAAAAAGCUCCACUAUUGGUUUAGUAACACUCGAUGAAAUGAAAGCAAAACAGGAACAUAUAGUCCGAGAAAGAGAGAAAAAGUUAGCCCAAAAAAAAGCUGAAAAAGAGAAGGAACGCCAAAAAGAAAUAGAAGCUAAACAAGCGCAAAAAAAUAAGCAAAAAAGACAGAUUCAGGCGCUAUCUUUUGAUUUAAAUGAAGAUGGAGAAGAGGAUGAAGAAGAAGAAGAAAAACCAGAAGCUACUUGGAGAGACAAGGAUGAAACGGUAUGUAAAAAAAUAAAAAAAAAUCCAGAUGUAGAUACAUCAUUUUUACCUGACAGAGAACGAGAGGAGGCUGAUUUAAAACUAAGAGAGGAGCUCAGAUUAGAAUGGGUGAUGACCCAAGCGAGCCUCAAGGAUGAGCCCAUUACUGUUACAUUCAGCUACUGGGAUGGAUCUGGCCAUAGGAGAAAUGUCACGCUAAAAAAAGGCAAUUCUAUAUAUCAAUUUCUUCAAAGAUGUUUGGAUACACUGAGACCGGAAUUUAGUGAGCUGAAAACAGUAACGGCUGAUCAACUUAUGUAUGUCAAGGAGGACCUGAUUUUGCCGCACCACUACACAUUCUAUGACUUUAUAGUUACUAAGGCAAGAGGUAAGAGCGGUCCCCUGUUCCAGUUUGAUGCCUCAGAUGAUGUGAGAUUAGUAAACGAUGCCACACAAGAGAAACAAGAUUCACAUGCGGGGAAAGUACUUUUAAGAUCUUGGUAUGAAAGAAACAAACAUAUCUUUCCUGCAUCUAGAUGGGAGCCCUACGAUCCAACUAAAACAUAUUCCAAAUACACAGUGAAAGGAAAGUAGUAUUAACAGUACAAUUUUUUUUUAUAUUUGUACUUGAAAAUAAUGCAAUAACUAAUUUGUAGGAUGUAUAGCAAUACAUGAUGACUUUUCAUACUGUGUUAGUUCUAGUUUAAGUUAUUAUUUUUAAUAAAAUUAAUACUUUUAA
Molecule: messenger RNA, 1367 nt
Organism: Melitaea cinxia (Glanville fritillary)
Lineage: Eukaryota; Metazoa; Arthropoda; Insecta; Lepidoptera; Nymphalidae
Product: protein FAM50 homolog
Exons: 6
Coding region: 209-1222 (337 amino acids)
Biological process (GO): chromatin organization
Cellular component (GO): nucleus
Source: RefSeq, a predicted model, not a curated record